AAUAAAAGUAGCAAAAGCGGAGAAAAGCGAACCAGAAAGUCCAACCUCUCUCUCUCAGAUCUUAAAUAAUUGAUUUGAGAGCCAAAAGCAAAGCAAAGAAACACACCAACCCCCAAUUCACGAUCUCAUUCUGUUAUUUCUUUUGAAAAAGAGAGUGAAACCGCCGAACCAAACAGUCAUGAACUGACUCAGAUCUGCUUCUUCUUCUUCUUCACCAUUGCUUCCAUCUUCUUCUUCUUCUUCUUCUUCUUCUUCUUCUCUCUCAGGGGACUAGAGUAUGACAUCUCUGGUUGAAUGACACCCAUUUCUUCAGUGCUCCAUUCAUGAUCUGCGUAGCAUUGCUGUGAAUUGAAGAAAAGAUGGAAACUGGGGUAAGCAACAAUGGUAAUGAGGCGUGUACCAUAUCCAAGGAUACCUCAUGGUGGGGUCAAUUCCGUAAUGCAUCCAAUCCUGGGAUGGCAAGAUAUGUCUAUGCCUUGAUGUUUCUUGUGGCAAAUCUGUUGGCAUGGGCUGCCCGUGAUUAUGGUCGUGGUGCUUUAACUGAAAUGGAGAGAUUAAAAGGAUGCAAUGGUGGAAAGGACUGUUUGGGUGCUGAAGGUGUUUUGCGUGUGAGUUUGGGUUGCUUUAUAUUUUAUUUCAUAAUGUUUUUGACAACUGCCCGCACUUCUAAACUAAAUGAAGUGAGAGAUACAUGGCACUCUGGAUGGUGGUCAGUCAAGAUUGUUCUCUGGGUUGGCAUGACUGUCAUCCCAUUUUUACUCCCUUCAGAAUUUAUACAGAUUUAUGGGGAGGUGGCGCAUUUUGGUGCCGGGGUUUUCCUCCUAAUUCAACUAAUAAGCAUUAUCAGCUUCAUUACUUGGCUAAAUGAUUGCUGUGAGUCAGAAAAAUAUGCUGCAAAAUGCCAAAUCCAUGUGAUGUUAUUCGCAACGACUGCAUAUGUUGUCUGUUUGGUGGGGAUCAUUUUGAUGUUCAUUUGGUAUGCACCAAAGCCAUCUUGUCUGCUCAAUAUUUUCUUCAUUGCUUGGACACUAGUACUUCUCCAACUUAUGACAAGUGUGUCUCUGCACCCAAAAGUGAAUGCUGGCAUUCUAACUCCAGGGCUUAUGGGGCUUUAUGUUGUCUUCCUUUGCUGGAACGCUAUUAGAAGUGAACCUGAUGGAGGAAGCUGCAUCAGAAAGUCAGACUCUUCCACCAAAACAGACUGGCUAAGCAUCAUUAGCUUUAUUAUUGCAAUACUGGCAAUUGUUAUUGCGACAUUUUCAACAGGCAUAGACUCCAAGUGCUUCCAGUUCAGGAAGGAUGAUGAUAUACCAGCAGAGGAUGAUGUACCAUAUGGUUAUGGCUUCUUCCAUUUUGUUUUUGCCACAGGAGCAAUGUACUUUGCUAUGCUAUUGAUUGGAUGGAAUAGUCAUCAUUCUAUGAGAAAAUGGACAAUUGAUGUGGGCUGGACCAGCACCUGGGUCAGAAUAGUAAAUGAAUGGUUGGCAGUCUGUGUUUAUUUAUGGAUGCUCGUAGCACCAAUAAUAUGGAAGAGCCGACAAACCGAUUCUACUUGAGAACUCCCAAAUGUCACCAUUCUAGUUUUUAAUAUUUGGUUGAGGAUUAAGAUCUUCAGAUAUUCCCAUAUCUGAGCUGUAGUGCACUCCUCCAACACUGCCAGAUACUCAAAAAAGUAGUUUCAGCAUCCGAGGAAACUCUAAGGCAGAAGAAAUGGUUCUUUAGAUGGCUACUGCACAAAAGCAAUGGUCCUCAAACAAAUGCGGUGUACUGGUUGGAUUUGUUUAGGAUUUAGGGUUUUAGGGAUUAACAAAGAAAUACACCUUUUACCUGUACAUGUGUCAAAGAGGGAGCAUAAUGUAAUUCAAAAUGAUUUAAUAGAUGCUCAUUAGAUUUUUCAAUCAUAAUUUUUGGAGUUA
Molecule: messenger RNA, 1916 nt
Organism: Lotus japonicus
Lineage: Eukaryota; Viridiplantae; Streptophyta; Magnoliopsida; Fabales; Fabaceae
Exons: 13
Coding region: 360-1556 (398 amino acids)
Cellular component (GO): membrane
Source: RefSeq, a predicted model, not a curated record